This is a messenger RNA of Aspergillus steynii IBT 23096, 648 nucleotides long. RefSeq lists its product as uncharacterized. The record is from RefSeq and is a predicted model, not a curated record. Lineage: Eukaryota; Fungi; Ascomycota; Eurotiomycetes; Eurotiales; Aspergillaceae. The coding region runs from base 1 to 648 and encodes 215 amino acids. The transcript is spliced from 5 exons. Gene Ontology annotation, cellular component: nucleus; cytoplasm.
AUGCGGUUCUUCUGUCUACACGGUACUGGAAGCAAUUCCCGGCUUCUGCAACAGCAGAUUGCUGCUGUCCGAUACGAGCUCGGAGGCCGACAUACCUACGACUUUGUCGAAGGUUGUUUCCCAUGCGAGGCUCAUCCCGCGCUCAAGGGCAGUCUGUCCGCGGACGAGCAAGCAUUUUCCUACUCUGAGCCAUCGGAUGCCGCGUCAUGGAGACACGCCGUGGAAGGGCUGGAUGAUUACGUUGCCAACGAAGGCCCUUUCGACGGUGUGAUCGGGUUCAGCGCGGGGGCCAGUCUUGCUAUAUUGUGGCUGCUUUGGCGUCAACAGCAGCAAGACGUGCCUGUCAAAAUGGGAGUUUUCUUCUCCAACGCCAUUGGCCCUGACCAGCUAAAGUCUCUUGGGCUGGGCGAGACGGCAGAACUUCAGCUCUCCGCCGAAGAUUUGAAGAUUCCUACGGCGCAUAUCUGGGGAAGCUGUGAUGACUGCGAGGGCCGGGCUAAUGCAGAAUGUGGUUUGGGAAUCUGCAACCCGGAUAGAAGAUCCAUGUAUGUCCAUGGUAAGGGCCAUGAAAUUCCCACCUCGGCAGAUGAUACUAUCGGCAUGGUGAAAGCCAUUGAUCGGGCAAUUCUACGUGCCGGUGUUGUUUAA